Amphiprion ocellaris (clown anemonefish) is the source of this 7027-nucleotide messenger RNA. It is a transcript of the gene rorb, whose product is annotated as RAR-related orphan receptor B. Gene Ontology annotation, biological process: regulation of transcription by RNA polymerase II. Gene Ontology annotation, cellular component: nucleus. Bases 954 to 2384 code for a protein of 476 amino acids. The record is from RefSeq and is a predicted model, not a curated record. NCBI's taxonomy places the organism in Eukaryota, Metazoa, Chordata, Actinopteri, Pomacentridae. Gene Ontology annotation, molecular function: RNA polymerase II cis-regulatory region sequence-specific DNA binding; nuclear receptor activity; zinc ion binding. The transcript is spliced from 10 exons.
UUAUGUUGGAGUGUCAACCAGAUUGUUAAUGCCGCUGUAUUACUUCCGCUAACAUUAUUGCUAAGAUAAUAUUGCUAUUUUAUUUUUUUACAUAUCACAGUUAUUGUGAAUGCCGGUAUAUGAGGACUUUUACUCUGAACCUACAUCCCUCUGAACAGUGCAGCUCAAACAACUACAACUCAAACACAUUUUUUGAUCAUGAAGCGGUCACACUCCCUGGAGUGCAGGCAGAGUUUAUAGAUAGCAGUGAUUGUCUGUACCUGCUCAGUUGCUAGACAGACAGAACUGCCUGCAUUGAUCCUCAUAAGAGAUUAUCCAAUUAUAUAUACUGCACACUCAUUCCACUACAGACGUGUAGCAUAGACACACACACAGAAUAUACACAAGCAGUCCAUACACUCAAUUAAUUCUGUCAAAUGAAAGCAUGUGGGUAUGCUCAAAUGAACAAAACUAAAACUGCACACUUACACAUUCAAGACACCACUUAAACAUGCAUAUGUGAACAAACACCACGCAGUACAUUAGGUUUUGUAAUGUGCUUAAGGCAGAUCAAUUAGGCAAAAUUCAUGUAAACAUAAGGAACUUCAUCUGUUUCUGAACUGCUCUGGAAAUCCGUAAAACAUGCAGAAUUUCCUACAGGUGGGACUGUGCAGGGAGAUUACAUGUGGAUGGCUAUUUCAGCUGGGGCUAAGCCAGCGUUCAGCAGAGGAGGGAACCAGCUCGCUGGGAAAUAAUUUAGGAUUAGAUGGGCUGUCUAAUCUCUUUAUAGCGACUGUGCCAUCUCAGCAGCAUACCUGCCUACCUCUACAUCCAUGUCAUAUCUCUUAACGGGGGACUGGAGCUUCCUCUUUCCAUAUAUUAUGGAUAAUAUGUUCAGAGACACCCACAACAGGUGCUUCUGUGUGUUGAAAUAGUUUCUUUUGUUCACAUUCUGUGCCUUUUUGUUGCUGUACAUGGAGCUGCCUAUACACACCCAAAUCGAAGUUAUACCAUGCAAAAUCUGCGGAGACAAAUCAUCAGGUAUCCAUUACGGAGUUAUUACGUGUGAGGGAUGUAAGGGUUUCUUCAGACGGAGUCAGCAAAACAAUGCCUCGUACUCCUGCCCCCGCCAGAGGAACUGCCUCAUCGACAGAACAAACCGCAACCGCUGCCAACACUGCCGCCUGCAGAAAUGUCUUGCCCUAGGAAUGUCCAGAGAUGCGGUAAAGUUUGGCCGCAUGUCCAAGAAGCAACGUGACAGCCUGUAUGCAGAGGUCCAGAAACACCAGGCACGACUGCAGGAGCAGCGGCAACAGCAGACGGGUGAAGCAGAAGCUCUGGCUCGUGUUUAUUCGUCCAGCCUAACCAAUGGACUGUCCACCCUUAACCAUGAAAUUGGAGGCACCUAUGCCAACGGUCACGUCAUUGAGCUACCCAAAGGUGGCCAUGGUAACGGAGGAGGAGUCCCCGGGGGCUACUAUGGGAUGGAUUCCACCCAGCCGUCUCCAGACCAGUCAGGUUUGGACAUGUCGGGCAUGAAGCACAUUAAGCAGGAGCCGGUGUAUGACCUGACGCCAGUACCCAACCUGUUCAGCUACGGAGGCUACCAGGACAGUCAACUGGGGCCCAAUAAUGUCAGCAUGGGAGAGCUGGAUCGCAUUGCUCAGAAUAUCAUCAAGUCCCACUUGGAGACAUGUCAGUACACAACAGACGAGCUGCAGCAGCUAGCCUGGCAGACACAUUCCUACGAAGAGGUCAAAAUGUACCAGAGCAAGCCCCGGGACGUGCUGUGGCAGCAGUGUGCCAUCCAGAUCACCCAUGCAAUCCAGUACGUGGUGGAGUUCGCCAAGCGUAUCUCAGGGUUCAUGGAACUGUGCCAGAAUGACCAGAUCCUCCUCCUCAAGUCAGGUUGUUUGGAGGUAGUCUUGGUGCGGAUGUGCAGAGCAUUCAACCCUCUCAACAACACUGUGCUCUUUGAAGGGAAGUACGGAGGCAUGCAGAUGUUCAAAGCUCUGGGUUGUGAUGACUUAGUGAGUGCAGUGUUUGACUUUGCCAAGAGUUUGUGUUCGCUGCAGCUGACAGAGGAGGAGAUCGCUCUGUUCUCAGCAGCUGUACUAAUUUCCACAGAUCGACCAUGGCUGAUGGAGCCUCGGAAGGUCCAGAAGCUCCAGGAGAAGAUCUACUUUGCUCUGCAGCACAUUAUGCAGAAGAACCACAUGGACGAAGAUGCACUGGCAAAGCUGAUCAGCCGAAUCCCAACAUUGUCAGCCCUGUGCACGCUCCACACCGAGGAGCUUCAGGCCUUCCAGCAACUCCACCCAGAAACAGUCAACGUCCUCUUCCCUCCGCUCUACAAAGAACUCUUCAACCCGGACCCAAACUCUGCCAUGGCGAUGCCCAAGUGACUGCCUGUGGUCCAAAUGCAACAAAUGGCGUCAGCAGAGGACCAAGAAAACAUGACAGCCACCUCUGACAAGACGAUAGGAGCGACAUCGACUAUGUCAUCGUGGCAACCACAUAUUUCCGAGCUCCCCCAGGCACAUUUCAGGCUGGUGGGCAAGGAGUCAUCUGCUAGAAACGUAGAGUUACCGCCAACAAUACUAGGAAUGUCCAGCACUUAUCCCAUCCCGUUCACCGAUACAGUCUGAAGAAUGUAUAUAUAAAUGAAACGCGCCCCAAGCCACAACCUGAGCGGGGCUUCCACCUGUCUCCUGAACUGAACUGACUGACCAGAAAUGUACAGACUUUAAAACAUCUAGGAACAAUUUUAAGCUGUCGAUCUUUUAAAAAAAAAAAAUGGGUAAGUUAAUUUGAUUUAACUUUGAAAACAAUCGUUUUUGUUUAAUUUUUUUUUUUUUUCACAUGAAGACAUUGUGAAGUUGAAGAAGCUGGAUGGGGGAGGGAACUGUGGAUUUAGAGAAGCUAUUGUAGAUAUUCUUCUAGUGGAGAGCGGAUUCCAGUAUUACUUCUUGUUAUGUUAAAAUAAGUUAGUCCUAAUUUAAAUAUACAGCAGUCCACUGUGGCUGACUAUACCUUGUCUAUGUGUUUUUAUUUUAUUUGAUAGUUUCUUGUGUACAGAAUUUGUAAAGUUGAGACUUGUAAAAGAAAACUGGGUAAAAACUGGGAGUCGAUUUGGGUUUGUUGAUAUAUAGAAGCCUUGUCUGGAUUUUGUUCAUAUGUAAAGAAGGUACUACAUCCUUCUGAUCAGAACUUAUAGAAAUGUAAAGAGAGCAUAUGAAGGAUUUAAAAAGAAAAUAAUGGCUACUACUUUUCAAGGUGAAGAUAUAUACAGAAAUAUUCUAUUUUGCAAGAAAGAAAAUCUGGCAGAUUUGCCAUCCUAUCAAUCAUUUUUUUCUCGCUGCAAUAAUUUUGUCCAAUAAAAGCUGGACUGCUUUCAAACAAUCAAACGGAAACCACUAAUCAGAAACCAGGACCUCAUAGUGAACCCCACACCUUUUCCCAAAUUCCCUUUAACCCUGCCCUUUACGUCUUAUGUAUCAGGACCUUGAUGUAAAUUUCUGACAUACAGAAGUGGACAGAACUCUCAAUGAAGAAGUCCACCAAAAAUCAACAAAAUCAAGACAAACAAUGGAGUCAAAACAAACUUGAAUUUAGUUCACAACUUUCCAAUAACUCAAACCUGUCUGAGUGCCAGAAGGCCUCACCCCUCCAAUCACUAUUUGCACAAUCCAGUCCAUGGAUGCCAAUCACUCCAGGCUGUGAAUAUGUAGGACCCUUUCUCUAAAGAGCAAUAACUUUCACACUGCCUUUCUGAUCUUAUUCCUCUCCUUUCCUCCUCUUCUCGCUUUAGCUGUUCGGAACAGGGUAGCAGUCUGAACUAGAAUGCACUAUAUUUCACUCUCGAUCAUUGGUUAUGUCUAAUAAUCAUCUAUACUCAUUCCACCACAGACUCUGCAGUGUUUUUAGCGUAACACAGUGUGGUCUGGGUUUAGGACGUAAAACAGCACUGGUUGAAAGAUGUGAAGAAUGCUGAUAGCCUCCAAUCGUCUUUGACAUUAUUUAAAGCUGCAAUAUUUACAAUAACAAUUGAUCAAGGAAGCUGUGAUAGACAAUCACUUUUUUUACUUUGUCAUUCCAGAAUUAUUAGCACUUACUUGUUGCUUUUUCUGUGUUUUGUUAAACAGCAUUUGGCCACUGUGUAGAAUCACACUGGCUUUACCGGGCAUUUUACUGGGCCUCAGCAGCACCAUCAACAAUUUAAAAAAUCAUUGAUGGAUUUUAGUAGUUCCUGCAUGCAGCCAUUAGAUGCUCCGUAUGCAUUACUUCUGCAAAGAGAUCAAUGAUUAGCUCUUAGAAAUCUCAGCACAGCUAAAGAGCUCCAAUUCAAAAUAAGGCAUUUAUCAAAAUAAGUGACCCUCUACAUAAUAGUCACACAGAACUAAUGGUGCUUUUAUAGCUUGUUACCUAACACAGGGUAGACAAAAUGGCAAUUAUGCUGAAGUUAUUUUUGUUUUGUUUUUAUUUUUAUCUAAGAUAGCACUUUUACCUCCACUUAAAAUGCUAUGAUUAGUGGACUCUGAUCUAGUGUUAUUAAAGCACUAAAAAAGGGGACCUGCAUUAGGUUUCCUGAUGUUCGUUGCACAGUGGCCAAAUCUCCGAUUUCCCAAAGGUACAGUCAGACUGAUAACGUCUUAAUUAGCAUAAACAAACACUGGAAUCCUUAUUAAUUUGUAUCCGUCCAUAUGUGUUUUUUAAGUGUGGAGGACAAAAUCGUCUGCAACAAGCACCAAUGUUAACCAUCAGCAAUCUGCUCACAUUCAUCUGUUCCAUGCUGUGUCAGUGAUCAUUUACAGGUUCCUCCGAAGUCCAGCGUCAUUCCUUGAACCCCUGACCCGACCACAGAUCAGAGGCCAGUGACUCUUAAAGACAAUCACUUGCUCAUUAAGGCUCGAUGCACUACACAGCAUCUCUCAGGGAGCAGCUCUUUUUCUGACUUUGCAUUAAAAGAGGGUUUUAAUAUUUUUGCAAAAUUUACAAAAAAAAAAGAAUUAUAAAAGAAUAACUUUUUAGAAUAAAAACGGCAUACGGCGCGCCAAUGUAUGCCGGCAACGGAAUCUGCCCAGACAAGGCUUUGAUAGAUGUAUGUCUGUGUGUACGUGUGUACAGAGCAUGAAUUCACUGUCCAAAUCUCUUUAGAGCCCAGACUAUAUGACGAGCAUUGUUACAUAGCGCAAGAAGAAAAACAAAAAAAAUAUACUAUAUUGUCAGUGUGCUGUCAUCACCACUGUACGCUCAUGUUUACUGCUUAUUUUGCUGCUUUCGGGACAGAGAGGGAAGUCCACUAGUAAAACUGUGAUUCAAACGCCACCACAACACCCCUGGGACAGUGAAUUCCAACUCUGAAUAAGAAGUUUUUGUGUGUGAUGUUUUUAUUUUCCCUUGUUAGACUGUGAAUCAGAGGGGUGGGAUGGGGUUGCGAGGGGGGAUGUGCUGGCAGGAAUGAGUGGCAACGCAACACUGUAAGUAAGAUACUGUAGCAAUAAGACCUGGAGGCAUUUACUACUGUCAUGUUUGCAUUGUAAGAUUAUUUUUUAUUUUAUUACUAUUUACUAUUAUUAUUGUUCUUAUUAUGACUACUAUUCUUCUAUUACUAUUAGCCUAUUGUUGUUCUGUUCUAUUUGCAUGACGUUUCAUUGCAAUGAAACAUUUGGGGCUUAUUUGUGUUUUCUCUUCUCAUGAUAAUGUGGGUUUCGUGGGAGAGGUUUUUUGGCAGGGUGGGCAAUGGGUUUAGGGCAAAUUCCACAUCAAUUCAGUCAGUUCAAAGCAAUUCUUUUUCACAAGCUGAAAUAAUUUUUAAAUAAAAUGCUCUAAUUUAUACACAACCAAUUUAAAUUUGUUGGAUUUGCAAUGAUUUUUUUCCCUCAACCUCUGAAUGUGUGAGUUGCUACAACCACUGAGCAAACGGCCCUUUCUGAACUGGCCUUAUUGAACUGGAUCAGAGACUCUUAACCUGCUGCGGGAGGGAACGAUGUGGGGAGGGUCAAUCUAUUCUGAAUGUUAUGGAGUAGCCUGUUCAGUGUGAGGGGCUGAACGCAUCAUGCGCCUUUACCACUCCAUCAACACAGAAUGACAUCACAGAGCGCACAAUAAAAGUUGUCGCCAUUCUUUGCGGCGACUCGGACGAAUUGCGCAGACAUUUUUAAUACGCUUGGUUUGAAACGCAUUUCUUACACUAAGUCAAAUACACUCCAAAACCUCCUUCUCCCUUUCCUAAGAAAACCAGAGUGAGCAUGAGUGUGUGUGUGUGUGUGUGUGAGAAAGAAAAGAGAGUGAGAUGAUGUUUGCUCUACCAAUGCUUUGUAAACUAUCUUGAUGCAUUACACAUGUGUGCAAUUGGAGUAGUGUUGAAAAUUGUUAAUUUAUUGUUUAGAAUGUCUUUGCGUCCCAGCAAGAGCAAAUAAAACAAAAAUGUAGCAAUCUGUAACUGGAACCUAAAAGGUACUUGGGCUACAGAACCUCUUUUACACAGGACUAACGAAACAAAACAAUAAAACAAAAAAAUACAAAAAAAAAAUGAGACAUUUUGUUUGUUUUCAAAGUGCCAUAGCUAGUGAGGAGAGGACGGAUUGGCAGAGUGGGGCGUAGAUGCUUUACUGUGUGAGUUUACUUGAGAAACCAAUCAAAAAAGGGGAACUCCAAGGAAAAUGUGUAUUUGAUUACACUGACAAACCGUUUUUACAUUUUAUGCUUUUUUUUUUUUUCAUUUGAUGGGGACUCUGCUGGCCUCUGAACUCUGACUCGACCAUAAAUCCAUGAGCUCUACUGCGGAGUUUUCAUUUUCACAUGAGAAUAAGAGAGUGUACGUGUGCAUGAAUGCAUUUGCAAUAAAGAGAGCCACAAACACCCAUAAUUGAUGGAUCAGACUGGGUUGAAGUUCAGAGCUAUGCAGGGGCCUUAGUGAGUCCUCCUUUGAGAUGUAUAUACAAUGUGAAGGUCUGAAGUGAUUUUUGUUAAAUUCUAUAUUUUAUCGCUUUUGUAGACAUUUUGUUGUGGGAAGAAAAAAAAUAAAAUAAAUUUUAUGGGUGCA